AUGUCGCCCGUCCCAUGGAAGCAGGAAAUCAACUUUGCCAGCGCAUUGCUGUUGCAUUCGUGCAUAACCGUCUUCCUAAAAGAAGUCAGUAAUGGCACAGCCGUCCUUUACCACAUAUUCAUUCUUGCUAAAGACAAGGCUGCUAUCGAUACUUCUGUCAUGCUUGACGGCUACACAUCCGUAUUCUCCAGAGAUCAAGACGGCGAGCUGGCUGAGCUGUACUUUACAAACACCGGGUUUAUCCUCUUGAUAGCCUCGCUUGCUUCCGCGAUCGCCAUGAACUUGACUCUUCCAACAGGAGUACUGAAUGCGCUAAUUGCAGCUACGUUCGGCCUGGCGUUCCUAGCAUCCGCUGCAGUAGCAUGCAAGAAGAAGAGUUUUGUUAUGCCCAUCAUGGCUCUUCGGCGUGCAGGGCGAUUUAUUUGGUCAGACACGCCAUUCGUCAACUUCUUCUCGUUGAUUUACAUUGCUGUUGUUUUGAAAGGAUCUUCGGAGCUUGCUUUGAGAGACUACGUUAUCUUUCGAUCCAUUGCAAUCCUGGAACUUGUCUUUAUGAAAGCUAGGCUGGCAGCUGCAGACGCAGAGACGCAGCAGGUCAUGUUGAAGCGUCUUGUCGAUAGCGAAUACGCUGUCAUCAGCAGCAAAUGCCUCCCUGCGGCCCGUAGUCCGCCAAAGCAACUCGAGCACUCGCGUAUUGUGCCUUUUAUGAGCUCUCAGCGCUUAUUUGUCAUGUUAUACAAAACUGCAAUCGGCCAUAUCGAGGGUUCUGUUUGCGGAGCAUCAGGCCCUGCUACGAUGGCCAUUCCAAAAAACCCGGGUUUUUUCAAAGACGAGGCUGCACAAUAUGGCUGGCGAGUCUACCGCGUGUCGCCUACUUAUGUCUUCAUUGAAGACUGCGGCAUGGCAGCCCGCUAUACCAAGUUUAUCUCAUGGAGUCACGGAGUACUCUUACGCCGUCUUGGCAGGCGCAGGGUUGUUUGGUUGAUGCAUACAGGGCAAGAUGAGCGUGGAGCUGAUUGCUGGAAAGGAAAUAUCAACCUUGUUACGGGAUUGAAGGAGACGUGGCUCAAAGACAGAGCCAGAUUUAGACCCAUGACCAGUGGUGACGAAGGAGACGCAAGAGUAAAUGUUGUGUGGUAA
Molecule: messenger RNA, 1140 nt
Organism: Bipolaris oryzae ATCC 44560
Lineage: Eukaryota; Fungi; Ascomycota; Dothideomycetes; Pleosporales; Pleosporaceae
Exons: 3
Coding region: 1-1140 (379 amino acids)
Source: RefSeq, a predicted model, not a curated record